AUGCUCGUUGUACUCAAUUUUCUGCCGUGUUCAUUCCUGACGCUCUUCUUGCCUUUAUUUUCCACUAUCCUUGGAGUCGUCUCCGCCGUACCUCUAACAUCCUAUGAUUCCUCUAAAGGCCAACUUGAACAACGUGCUCCAACUGUUCACAACGUCUACCUCUACCGUUCAAACAAAGGGUUGAAAGUUCGGGAGAAGAUCGACGCAGAAUUUGUCCUUUCUCAGGACCAAGACUGGGAGAUUACUUUUGGCAGUGGACCCGGCCUCAGGUCCCAAGAACUCAUACGUGGCAUCUGGGCUAUUGAAAUCAUCGAGGAUAAAAAAUAUCGUUUGGGGGAUCUUUUGGGGUUUAUCAGCAUAAAAAACUCAGAGCGUAAGAAGAUGUUUGAGGAUAUCAAGAAACUCAGAGGGUCCACGAAAUUUGAUGUGCAGAACAGGUUGAUGGGUUUCUUCAAGGCGAGUAACGAUGGAGUGAAGUUUACUGGGAAUAUUGACCAUAUGGGGAAUGAUUGGAAGGGAGAUGCUUGGGAUAAUGCAUAUAUGGCUAUGACGGAUCCCGGAGAAUAUAAGAAAAAGUUACAAGUGGGAAGAGGGAAGUGGAAUGUCGAAUUACGGUUAGAGGAGCAAAAGAAAGCAAUGGGGUCAUCAUAA
Molecule: messenger RNA, 651 nt
Organism: Lentinula edodes (shiitake mushroom)
Lineage: Eukaryota; Fungi; Basidiomycota; Agaricomycetes; Agaricales; Omphalotaceae
Exons: 2
Coding region: 1-651 (216 amino acids)
Source: RefSeq, a predicted model, not a curated record